AUGGGUCUCGCAGAAUACUUGGCGGCCAAUUAUGGCGACGAGAACACCAAGAAACUGAAGGGCGAGAGACCGAAAAAGCGGCGAAAGAGCAAUAAACCAGCAGGAAAGCCGCUUGGGGAUGCUGUAGAGGAGGCUCCCCCCGCCGAAACCGUUUAUCGCGAUGAUCAGGGCCGAAAGAUCGUGAACGCUGGGCUCGCCAAGGAACCAGCAAACGCCCGAGAACCAACAUAUCCAACUGCUCUCAACAAGUACGCCACAGACAUUAGCAAAGACAGGGCUCGUUUGGAGGAUCCAAUGGCCGCGAAAGCCGAAGUUGCCGAGACAGUAAGAGUCGCUGGAGUCCCUCAGUACAAUGGGCCUUUUCCGCCAAACCGAUUCGGAAUUGCACCAAGCUACAAGUGGGACGGAAUUGAUAGGUCGAACGGGUUCGAGGAGAAAUGGCUCAGGUGCCAUUCUACGUAA
This is a messenger RNA of Wickerhamiella sorbophila, 462 nucleotides long. Its product is annotated as Pre-mRNA-splicing factor CWC26. The transcript has a single exon. NCBI's taxonomy places the organism in Eukaryota, Fungi, Ascomycota, Dipodascomycetes, Dipodascales, Trichomonascaceae. Gene Ontology annotation, molecular function: RNA binding. The record is from RefSeq and is a predicted model, not a curated record. Bases 1 to 462 code for a protein of 153 amino acids. Gene Ontology annotation, biological process: mRNA splicing, via spliceosome. Gene Ontology annotation, cellular component: U2-type spliceosomal complex; RES complex.